AUGAAUUGUUGCUUAUUUCUGCCUUUUAUGUUAGGGAUUUCUCUCCUAUGGCCUUGCCUUACAGCCACAGAAAAUUCCAGAACAGAGGAGGUUAAGCACCCAGUGGGUUCUCGGAGAGUGAAGCGUUUCUGGGUGUGGAACCAGAUUUUUGUAGAAGAGGAGAUGCGUACCCCUAAACACCGCAUUGGCCAGCUGAAAUCUGAUAAAAACGACGGACGCCCCUCUUUGCGGUACAAGAUUUCAGGAGAGGGAGCGGGAACUAUUUUUUCCGUUGAUGGAAAAUCAGGUCUCUUGUACGUGCUCCAGAAGCUUGACAGAGAGGACCAGGCCUCCUACACUCUGAAAGCCCACAUGAUAGACAUCUCUACUGGGGAGACUGUGGAGCCUGAGUCCGAGUUCAUCAUCAGAGUUACAGACAUCAAUGACAAUGAACCAAAAUUCCUAGAUGGACCUUAUGAGGCCGUUGUACCAGAGAUGUCUCCAGAAGGAACAUUCGUCACCCAGGUGACAGCAAGUGACGUGGAUGAUCCUUCACAUUAUAAUAAUGGUCGUCUUGUGUACAGUUUACUACAAGGCCAACCAUAUUUCUCCAUUGAACCAACAACAGGAGUUAUAAGAACGUCUGCUAAGAUGGAUAGGGAGCUGCAAGAUGAGUACUGGGUCGUCGUUCAAGCCAAAGACAAGAUCGGUCUGAGCGGAGCACUGUCUGGGACAGCCAGUGUGCUAAUCAAGCUCACUGAUGUCAACGACCACAAACCUAUAUUUACAAAAAGUUUAUACCGCAUGUAUGUCUCCGAACUGGCGCGCACUGGUACCCCCAUCGGGACAAUCAUGGCAGAGGAUAAGGACAUAGGAGAUAACGCAGAAAUGCAUUACAGCAUCGAAGACGCCUCGGAAACGUUCGACAUCAUUACUGAUGAUGAGACGCAAGAAGGCAUAGUUAUAUUAAAAAAGAAAGUGGAUUUUGAGAAUCAGAUCUACUAUCAUAUCAAAGCAAAAGUUAAAAACCGCCAUGUUGACGAGCAGCUCAUGAAAUAUCACGGGGAAGCCUCCACCACGUCCAUUAAGGUACACGUGGAGGAUGAGGAUGAACCUCCUGUCUUCCUCCGCCCACAGUACACGUUUGACGUCAUCGAAGGCGACCCCCAGGGACUGUAUGUGGGCCUGGUCGCUGCCGUAGACCCAGACCAGAGGAAAUCUCCUGUCAGGUAUUCUGUUACCCGAAGCAAAAUGUUCCAAAUUGAUGACAACGGCACCAUCGUCACAACAAGUCCUCUUGAUCGAGAGGUUAGUCCUUGGUACAACCUCAGCAUCACAGCCAGAGAAAUAUACAAUGUAGAACAGAUUUCUGAAGUUCCUGUGUAUGUACAUGUUCUCAAUAUUAAUGAUCACGCCCCUGAGUUCUCUGAGUACUAUGACACUUACAUCUGCGAAGAUGCAGGUUCUGAUCAGGUAAUUCAGACCAUCAGUGCGGUGGAUAGAGAUGACUCUAUAGAGGAUCACUAUUUUUACUAUAGUUUAUCUAUGGAAGACAAAAAUAACUCUUCAUUUACUAUCAGAAAUAAGACAGGUAACACAGCUGAAAUUUUGACGAAUAGAAGUGGUUUUAGCCUUCAAGAGGAGCCUGUCUUCUACAUAUCUAUCCUGAUCGCCGACAACGGGAUCCCGCCACUGACAAGCACCAACACCCUGACCAUCCGCGUCUGUGACUGUGAGGAUAGUAACAGCACACAGGCCUGCAGGAGCAAAUAUAGCAUGCCCUGCGUGGAAUGCAGGGCAUGGAUCAUAAGUGGUAGUCUGAUAUGCAUUGUGAUAAUAUUUGGGUUUGUUUUUGUGAUCAUAGCUCUGAAACAUCGAAGACACCAAAAUCGAUUCCCUGAGCAAGGGACAGACUACAGAGAUAACAUAUUCCGAUUUGACGAAGAGGGAGCAGGGGAAGAGGACAUGGAGGCCCUCGCCAUCGGAGAGCUGAGGAGCAGGCCCGUCUUGCGGGAACACAGGGCUCCGAGAACCAGCUCCGCGGACAUCAGGAAGCUGUGCAGGCUGUCUUUGCAGGCUGGCCCCGACGAUGCCACCCUCAAGGAGUUCAUUCUGGAAAAGCUCGAAGAGGCAGACACGGACCCUUAUGUUCCUCCCUUUGACUCCCUCCAGACCUAUGCUUUUGAGGGAACAGGGUCAUUGGCGGGAUCCCUGAGCUCUUUAGAAUCAGCAGACUCCGAUCAGAAUGAAAUUGAUCAUUGCUUUAAUGCUUGGGACCUUGCUUUGAAAGAUUAGCAUACCCGAUUGGUUCUGCUGUGCAGUCAAA
This is a messenger RNA of Molossus molossus (Pallas's mastiff bat), 2305 nucleotides long. RefSeq names its product cadherin 19 (gene CDH19). The record is from RefSeq and is a predicted model, not a curated record. Gene Ontology annotation, biological process: cell morphogenesis; multicellular organism development; calcium-dependent cell-cell adhesion. Gene Ontology annotation, cellular component: adherens junction; catenin complex; plasma membrane. The coding region runs from base 1 to 2274 and encodes 757 amino acids. NCBI's taxonomy places the organism in Eukaryota, Metazoa, Chordata, Mammalia, Chiroptera, Molossidae. The transcript has 11 exons. Gene Ontology annotation, molecular function: cadherin binding; calcium ion binding.